UAAUUCAAUUUCAUUAUUGCGCCACUGGCCUUCAAGCGGAGAUCUCGCAAACUAUUAUGUGAUUGCGGGCCUGUGUCAGUCAGAUCAGAUAUAGGACAGUGUCUGCUUUACCAACAAAUUUUAAGAUAAAAACAGCAUAUUCUUCAAAGCAGUAGAAAGUAUCUUGAGAAUUGAAACGUUUAUUAAUGUUUAUCUAUUAAAAAAUAUGUCGUGGAUUCGAGAAAGUAAGUUAAAUUGGAUUCAACGUUUGGCUAUUAGAAUUGUAAAAACUGGCCAUAUACCUAAGCAUGUUUCAUUUAUCAUGGAUGGAAAUAGACGUUAUGCUAGAAAGAAUAAUGUGGGAAAAGUUGAAGGACAUUCCAAAGGCUUUGAUAAAUUGUCAGAAACAUUACAAUGGUGCUUCCAACUUGGAAUUUUUGAAGUAACAGUUUUUGCCUUCAGUAUAGAAAAUUUUAAAAGAACUAAACAGGAGGUUGAUGAUCUUCUAGAACUUGCCAGACAAAAAUUCCAGCGUCUUCUUGAUGAAAGUGAUAAAUUAAACGAACACGGAAUUUGUAUACGAGUAAUUGGAAACCUCUAUUUAAUUCCAGAAGAAAUAAAAAAACAAAUAGCAGAUGCUGUUCUUAUUACAAAAAAUAAUAAGAAUGCUAUUCUCAAUAUUGCUUUUGCAUACACGUCGUCAGAUGAAAUUACCAAUUCAGUGACUAAUAUCGUUAAAAGUGUAAAUAGAUCCGAAUUAAUGUUAGAGGAUAUUAGUGAAGACAUCAUAAAUAACAGUUUAUACACCAGACAUUCCCCAGAACCUGAUCUACUAAUUCGCACAUCCGGAGAAAUAAGAUUUAGUGAUUUUCUAUUGUGGCAAAUUUCAAAUUCUUGCAUUUAUUUCUCGGAUAAAUUGUGGCCAGAAUUUUCUGUAUAUGAUUUAUUAGCUGGUGUUUUAUAUUAUCAAAGAUGUAAAAAUGACUUGGAAUUAACAUCUAGACAAUUAAAAGGAAAACCUCCAAUUCGAAAUAGUAGAAUCAUGUCAUAUUUCUGUAGACUAGAUCAGAAUGAUCAAAUGUUACUGGAAGAAAGUUUAAAAAUUAAAUGUAGUGAUUAAAUUUAAAAUAAGUGAAUAAAAUAUUUUUUUCCUUAAUCA
Messenger RNA from Leptopilina boulardi, 1138 nucleotides. It is a transcript of the gene Dhdds, whose product is annotated as dehydrodolichyl diphosphate synthase complex subunit Dhdds. NCBI's taxonomy places the organism in Eukaryota, Metazoa, Arthropoda, Insecta, Hymenoptera, Figitidae. Gene Ontology annotation, cellular component: endoplasmic reticulum; dehydrodolichyl diphosphate synthase complex. The record is from RefSeq and is a predicted model, not a curated record. Gene Ontology annotation, molecular function: ditrans,polycis-polyprenyl diphosphate synthase [(2E,6E)-farnesyl diphosphate specific] activity. The transcript has 6 exons. Bases 206 to 1099 code for a protein of 297 amino acids. Gene Ontology annotation, biological process: polyprenol biosynthetic process.